This is a messenger RNA of Zea mays, 1066 nucleotides long. RefSeq names its product mitochondrial import inner membrane translocase subunit TIM23-2. Gene Ontology annotation, molecular function: transmembrane protein transporter activity. The record is from RefSeq and is a predicted model, not a curated record. The transcript has a single exon. Gene Ontology annotation, biological process: protein import into mitochondrial matrix. Lineage: Eukaryota; Viridiplantae; Streptophyta; Magnoliopsida; Poales; Poaceae. The coding region runs from base 135 to 734 and encodes 199 amino acids. Gene Ontology annotation, cellular component: TIM23 mitochondrial import inner membrane translocase complex.
AUAUAUAGCCCGCACCGAGGCCAAGCCUGCCGUGCCGUGCCGUGCCGUGCGCGACCCAAACCCUGUGCAGUGCUCCCAUCGGAUUCUUGCCUCCCACGCCGCCGCCGCCGCCGCCGCCACCGCCGGAUUCCGCGAUGGCCGACCCGCGGCCGUACUCCACGAUGUACGGGACCGACGACCGACGCGACGCCGCCAUCCCGGCCUCCGCCUCCGAGCGCCGCCUUUACAACCCGUACCAGGACCUCAACAUGCCCUACCGGCAGCUCUACGACCUCCCCACCUCCCCGGAGUUCCUCUUCCAGGAGGAGGCGGCCGCGCAGCGCCGGUCCUGGGGCGAGAACCUCACCUACUACACGGGCGUCGGCUACCUCGGCGGCGCCGUGGCUGGGGCCACGCUGGGGCUCCGCGACGCCGCCCGCGGCGCCGAGCCCGGCGAGCCCGCCAAGAUCCGCGCCAACCGCGUCCUCAACUCCUGCGGCUCCUCGGGCCGCCGCGUCGGUAACACGCUCGGGGUCAUCGGCCUCAUGUACGCCGGGAUCGAGAGCGCCAUGGUCGCCGCGCGCGACCGCGACGACUGGAUCAACAGCGUCGCGGCCGGCCUAGGCACCGGCGCGCUCUUCCGGGCCGCCAACGGGCCGCGCUCGGCGGUCGUCGCCGGGGCCGUUGGUGGCGUUCUAGCUGGCGCCGCCGCGGCCGCCAAGCAGGUUGGGAAGAGAUACGUCCCUGCGCUCUGAAUCCCAUUGCGGUACUCUCCCUGCUCUUGCUGCCGUGAUCAAAGUCAAAACCAAUUCGUCGCUUGGAUGUCGUUUCUUUAAUUAUUUGGGAGGAGGCAUGUUCUUCUCAACACUCCUAUAUAUUGUUGACAGCCAUAUGCUUGUACUACUUAUGUCAACGAUCUGCUCUCAUCAGAUCACGAAAGUUUUGAUCUGCCUUGCAAUGUAACAUUAGCUGCUAGCUGGUAGCGACACAGUAAUACUGCCUUUUGCAUUAUGCUGGAGAAUUCAUGACAUUGUGAAAUGUGUCGCUAGAUUGUCGCCAGUGUUCUAUCACUAUGUUUUUUGCCUUA